UACAGAUUGGUUCUGUAUAUCACUUAUAUAUUAGUUACAUAAACAAAAAUGUUUGGUCUCUAAUAGGAAUGCAGUCCCAUCCACCUUCUCUCUCUCUCUCUCUCAAAAGAAAAAAAAACUUUGUCUGGUUUGGACAGACAAGGUUUUGGAGCAAGAUGAAUCUUGCUUUGAAGUAUAGUUUGUGAGAUGUACUUUGAGUGGACUUCACAGAAGAUUGUGACAGAUAUCUUUCUGUGCUGGAUUAGAUUUAGAUCACUCUUCUGCUCAUGGAAAGAAACCCACAGACAGAAUAAAUCAGCAGGCCAAUCUUUUAGCAAUAAAGAUCUAUUUACACUUACAGAUUAAUCUGUCUAGAAGAGGCUCAUACAUAUGCUCAGAGCUCAACAUCCGUUUGCACCACUGGAGUUUUCCCAUUGUGCUUCUGUGUAAAACAGCAGCAUAUGGGAGUCGGGCAAAGCUUCAUUGGAUCCGAUUUCAAGGAUAUACCAUACCAGUGCUAGUGUUACCACAUUUGUCUAGGCAUCAUAAAGGGAUAGAAGAAUGAUUGUUCAGACCACAAGUUUUCCAUGUGACACAUGUGCAUCAUCUCAUUUGUCCAUUUCUGUCUAUUCUUACACUCUUGAGUCAGGGGCUGUGGGACACCCCCAGCCCUGACCCACGAGGCCGCAGGUUAAGAGAUCCAUUCCUGGAUGCUGUUUGGCAGGAGGCCCACCAUCAAUGUGCUCCUGUUUGACCUCCAGAUCAAAUGUGUGAGAGUGGGAGGAGAGGUGAGAUGGAGUCAGAGGAGACAGAAGGACGCACUUUAGUGCAAGUGAUCAGUGAGAAGUACAGCCCGGAAAACUUCCCAUACUGCCGUGGGCCAGGAGUUGGAGUGGUGAUCCGGUCGAGUCCCCAGGGUUCACCUGUCAAAGAUCGUCUGAAUCUGCCCAGCAUUCUGGUUCUGGAUGGUUGUGGAAUCACGGAGGCCGGAGAUGAGGAGGAGGUGGCCACUUUCUGUGCUCACGUGGUUGAGCUAGACCUCUCUCACAACCAGUUAAAAGACUGGGGAGAGAUAAGCAAGAUCCUGUAUAACAUCCCUAACCUAGACUUUCUCAAUCUGAGUAUGAAUCCACUGAGAGGGUCGAGUCUAGAGCCUGGAGUUGCUGAAGCGUUCUCAGGCCUCCGCCGCCUCGUGCUCAAUAACACGCAUGUCACCUGGGACAUGGUGCAUGCACUCACACGAGAGAUCCCUGAGCUGGAGGAAUUGUUUUUGUGUCUGAACGAGUAUGAGAGCGUGAGUGUGUCAUCUACGCUGUGCCUGUCCCUGCGCCUACUGCAUAUCACAGAUAACCAGCUGCAGGAUUGGGCGGAGGUGCGCAAGCUGGGCCUCAUGUAUCCAGGCCUGAUGUCUCUUAUCCUGGCAAACAACUCCCUCUCGUCUAUCCACGAGCCUGAGGACUCCCUACAGAGACUUUUUCCCAACCUGCGCAGCAUCAACCUACACAACUCAGGUUUAAAUCGCUGGGAGGACAUUGAGAAAUUGAAUUUCUUCCCAAAGCUUCAAGAAGUCAGACUGAUGGGUAUUCCUUUACUGCAGCCCUACACUGAUCAGGAGAGACGUUGUCUUAUGGUAGCACAUUUGCCUCACGUGACUGUAUUGAACGGCAGUGUUGUCACUGAUGGAGAAAGAGAGGAUGCAGAGCGCUUUUUCAUCCGCUACCACCUGGACUGCCCUGAGGAUGAGCUACCCCAAAGGUAUCACACUUUGGUAGCACGCUAUGGCCGCCUAGCCCCACUUGCAGAGGUGGAUUUGCGCCCUCUCUGCCAUGUCCAGGUAGAGGUGCGUUUUGGGCACCAGGCAGAACCCCUAGAGCUCAGAUUGGAUCAGACAGUGGCAGACCUAAAGAAGCAGUUGAGGGCUGUGGUCCAGCUACCUCCAAACAAGAUGCGUGUGUACUAUAUCGACCGGCAGCUUGGCUAUGCACUAGAUCCUCAGGAGAUGAAAUAUGGAGCACGAGCACUUCAUUCCUACAGUAUACGAGAUGGAGAUGAAAUCUUGGUGGUGCCCAAGACACAGUGACAGAAAAGAGAGCAACAACUGAGCACUGUUUGGAAAAAAUGACUGGUUUCCAGAGUUAUUGGAAUACCAUCUUCCAAUUAAGGCAAUGUGAAUUCUGUGAACAGAGCACAAAUGAGCAUGCCUUAUGUUUAGGACAAAGAAAAACUGUCAGUCUGGUUUUCCAGCAUCUUCGAUCUUAUUUAAAAAUGGUCCCUAAAAAGAGACAUUGGAUCAGAAUUAAAAAAGACCUUUUUAACUUCCACUGCUCUGCGGAUGUAUGUAUACAAGACAAAAAAAUGUGUGGACUUUUCUUGUUUUGUGUGUGUGAGACUGUUUCUCAGGAAUUACCCACCACAACCGCAUACAUGCCUCUACUCUAAAGAGUAUUUUACCAUUCAGUAAAGAUUCAGUAUGGAGUAUUUGGCCCUCUUGCAGCUGAGGGGUAAAAGUGCAAGUUACUUACGGAUGAACAUUAUUUUAGUAAUUAUGUGAGUUGAGCUUCAGCUCAGCUCUUUAUCAUGAAUAAAUAUGAUGGUUUGAGAGGUACCGGUGUGCAUUUUAUAAGGGCAAAUGUCAUUAUCAAUAUCAAAGCUAGCCCCCUCCUAAAAAAAACGAAGGAAUCUAAAAAGACAGAUAUCCAUGUCUUUUCAAUGUCUUUUGAGCAGGUAACUGUCUUCCCCUGUUGUGGAAGAUGAAUCCUUAUAUGGUUUAAUUUUUGAAUGAUUCAUUGAAUUUAUGUUGCUCAUAUUUAUGUUUGGCCAGACGUCAUGUAGCCACGCAAAGACAAAUUAUGUGAAAGUGACAUUUCCUGCAAAAUCAGAAAGUUCAUAAAUCAUUAUUUUCAACUUACCAUUGUGAAUCGGGGUAACAUCUUCUGACAUCUUGGCUAGAAUUGAAAGAUAUCAAAAUGACUGAAUACUAGUUAAAAAAUUAAAUAUACUAGCGCCUUAGGUCUUUUGGCUGCCUGUGCCCUUAACAUAGUGUUAAGGUCAUGAGAUGGGAUGGCGGGAUGGUGGUCUGGCGGGGGGUGGGGGCAUAUAGAAAAUGAACCCUAUACUCCAGCUGUAACACCAGCCACUUCUUUUCUGCUUGAAUUACAACAGGGUCACCUACAAUCCUGAAGCCUUCUAAAGUUUACACACUUUACAUUCACAAAAGCAGCUCUCCCUUUUAUGACCUCAGACCGAAUGCAAUCCCCUAGUCACCUCUCUCACUGGUGGAAAGAGUCUUUGGAUUAUGUAGGUGCCAUACUCUCACUGAUGUUUAAGACAGAUCAUGUGCUGUUGGAUUUUAAAUCUGCAUUUGAUUAUUAGCAUGCCUAUGUUACAGAGAAGGAAAACCCAAGGGGACCAAUAAUAAUGAAAAUUAAUUUAAUUUAAUUUAUACUGAGUAGAUAUGCUUUUUGUUGGCUUAUUUAAAAAAAAAGGAAAUGUGGAACACUGAUAUAUUUAAUUUUGACUUUGACUUUGAUUUUGAUUUUUUUCUUUUAAAUCUUGACAUAUUACAGGUUUAAAGGAAGUUGAAGAUAUUUUUGUUGUCAUUUGUUAAGCAUGAAAUGUUAAGGGAAGCCAUACACAAAUAACCUCAUUUUGUCUAUUUUAUAUCUUGCAAAUGACUGUCAGCGUAUUCUUUAAAUACCUGUUCCCUUCCCAAAGAGAACAGUUUGUUGAACUUAAACCAUGCCCUUUCUCAAUAUAAAACUAAAUGGGAAAUAUAAAUGUGUUGCACAGAUACAUACUAAUUUUAACAUUCAGUCUUUGUGGACUUAUUUUUUUAACCACAGUCAGCACAUACCAGUCUAUACGUUUAAGGAAUUGGAUUACCAGGGUUUGUCCUAUUCAUUCCCAUACCAUUUCUCUGCAGAAUGGCUCUAAUGUUGGAGUGACUGAUAUAGUAUAGACUCCCUCUCUAGUUACCAAGCUGUCCCUAUGCAACCCUAUCCCAGCGGAAGGUGUUAACAGGGAGCUCAGAAUCCAUUAGGGGUUCAGAUUAGCUAAAGAGGUUAUAUAUAUUAGUGCUAUUGAUGGGGAGAAGAGUCUGCAUGGAUAUUGUUGUCAGAUAUUUAGACAGCUUUGUUUCAGUGUAACCACAUAUGCCACACUGAUGAUCUGUUAUUGUCUUAUCACAGAGAAGUACAGCUUCUGUUUGCACUCUAAUCUGACUCUGUUAUCCUUAAAAGUUCCAUCGCUGUUUCAGUUGUGUCCUAUUACUGGAAAUUGAGCUUGAGUGUCAUAUUUUUGUCCAAAUCCUAUGAUUAUACCAUAUUGUUGCCACAUUUAUUUACUCACUCCCUGUCUAAUUUUACUCUUCACUGAUAAUCGCAAACCCCCAUAAUGCCCCAUUUGGAUAAUAAUCCUGCACUAUGCCAAUGUCUCACUAGAACUGCAUGUUUGCUUUUAUUCUCAUCUACAAACUGUAGUGUGUUCGCUUCCAGCAUCCCCUUUAUCCCAUCUUUCAGCAGUGCCUGUGUCUCUACAAGUUUCUCAUUGCUCAUAUUUUGCUCUUAUUGUGUUGUGGUUGUGGUGAUGACACUUGAUCCUCUCUGUUCUGCUCCCUAAGGACAUCUGGCCUCUAACGCCAAAAUGUUGUUAACAGAGCAGGUGCUGACAUCUUUACUUAUUGCUUGGUCUGUAUAAUGGUGUUUUUCUGAGUGUAAAGAGGGCUAUUGGCUCGUGCCAUGGAUACUAAUUCAGCGUUAAUGAUUAUACGAACACUGACAUGCAAUAUCGUUGUAAAAGUGUGUGAUAAGUGUUACGAGUAAUGGUAUUUACCAUUAUGUGAAAUUCUGUUGAAUGCAAUUCUGAAAAAUGUUACAAAUAAAUAGCAGCCAAGGCUUUGCAUGAAA
Molecule: messenger RNA, 4883 nt
Organism: Sinocyclocheilus grahami
Lineage: Eukaryota; Metazoa; Chordata; Actinopteri; Cypriniformes; Cyprinidae
Gene: tbcelb
Product: tubulin folding cofactor E-like b
Exons: 9
Coding region: 746-2059 (437 amino acids)
Molecular function (GO): protein binding
Source: RefSeq, a predicted model, not a curated record